GCGAUUCUCAGUCAUAUUUCACUAGUCGAGAUGGUCGGAUCCUAAUACAGAAACAUUGUACUGAAUGGUAGCUACUAAUGCGAGUGAAUCAUUGACAGUUUGUUGCGCGGUUCACUUCUCGGGUACGGUCCGACCGUAUAAAAUUGGAACCUCGCCAACCGUGUCGAGUUCCGUCGUUGUCGUUGUUAACCGUCGCCGUUGUUGCUCGGUGGCGUGACCAUCUUUCUCGAGUUCACAAUUACUUUUGUGCGUUUUGAGUGCUUUUCUUUGGACAAAUCAUCGAUCAGCUUCACCAGUCAUUCCAGUGUUAAUGGUCAGUGAUAAAAGCUUAUACAAAGUGAAUUGAACAACAAUUGUGACGUGAAUUAGUUGAAAAAAAAAGAACUCGAAAAUCAAUCAUCGCAGUAAAUGCAUCAUACCAAAAUAAACCCGAUUGGGCUUCGAUCGCUAUCUUUAGAUUAAUUGAUCAUCGUGCUGCUGACUUUAUCAGUGAACAUCGUUUACAAAAAUCACACGAAAUGGUCGGCAUCGUAGAAGUGCUGCUGUUUUUGGCCGUUGUUGGUUACUUCUUCAACAAAAGAAGAGGAACCGACAUGGUGGACAUCAUAUCAAAUCGACUGCAGGAAGCAUACGGAUCAUUCCGGCUUCCGAACAUGUUUGGGUCAACAACGACCCAAACAGUGGAAGGUGGUGGGUUCUCAACCUAUGCUAUGCUUAAACGCUUCGGUGAGCAGAAGAAGCGGAAGAGGCAAUCCGAUAAAGACAACGAUCGUAAGAUGCGCGAGGAAAGCCUCUACCAGAUGAAGGAAACAGCUACACCGCACAUCCCACUGGAAAUCAAGCCGCCCACAGGUCUAGUGUGUCGAUUUUGUUCACCCAAUGAAAGUGAACCGCAGCUGGAUCCAGCGGAACGUAGACGCAGUGCUAUAGACAUCUUGCGCGUUACAACUCAUGCCGGCGUUCGAACCAACAGCAACUCGCUGGACUGGGGUGUCUGCUACCCCCAUUUGGCUCAAGCAGCACGAGUUGCCAAGUUUGAUUAUCCGCAAAUGGCUGGAACGGUAAUGUGUGAGGAUCGUGUCCAGCAAGCACUGGAAACAGCUGCCAAGGAGUCGGUUAACGAGAAGCGGCAGGAACUUGGAGAAGCCGAAACCGAGGACUUGUUUGACGAGGAUGCGUUUUACAAUCAAGCAAUGAAAAAUCACGAAAGACGUGCACAAAAGGUUCUCGUCGGUAUGCGAUCCAAACUGUCAGAUUUCGUGCUGCGUAUCACGUCUUGGGUGUUGUACAAAUUGUUACCAUGCUUUAUUUCCGGUGUUGCUGCACAUCCUGGCCAAGUGGACAUGAUUAAACGAGCAAUUGCUAAAAACCCAGAUGCGCCACUAAUCUUCCUCCCGUUGCAUAGAUCCCAUUUGGACUAUAUUAUGGUUAGCUUCAUUUUACUUAACAACGACAUCAAGUGUCCAUUAGUGGCCGGAGGUGACAAUCUGAGAAUCCCGGUGUUUGGUAAUAUUCUCCGCUAUGAUGGAGCUUUCUUUAUCAAGAGAAAAAUCGAUCCAGUAACCGGUAAAAAAGAUCACGUGUAUCGAGCCAUUUUGCACACCUACUUGCAGAAGUGUUUGACCGCGGGUCACAAUGUGGAGUUUUUUAUCGAAGGAGGACGCACCAGAACAGGCAAACCCUGUAUGCCAAAGAGUGGAAUUUUAUCAGUUAUUGUUGAUGCACUGAACGAAAAGAGCAUCACCGACGCUCUCCUUGUACCAGUUUCAAUCAACUACGAAAAGCUGGUCGAUGGUAACUUCGUGCGUGAACAAUUGGGCCAGAAGAAGGUCCCGGAAAGUUUUUCUUCGGCAGCUUCCGCUAUCAUGAAGGUUUUGAAAGCACGCUACGGUCUCAUGCGAAUUGACUUCAACGAACCAUUCUCACUUAGUGAACUGGUUAAAUGUCUUCGCCAGUCUGAAACAGCAUUCCACCACGCACCAGAAGUAAGGCGUCUUCAGCACAAAGCAUCUUCGUCAUCACUUUUCGGAACGGAUGUUGUCCAAGAAGAGCAGGAACUGCGAACCCUGGUCGAUAACAUUGCGCGCCACGUAGUUUACGACUGCGCCAAGGCUACAUCGGUUAUGACCACAAAUGCAUUGGCUUUCCUGUUGCUCAAUCGUUUCCGCGACGGUGCGCCAAUAUCUAUGUUAAUAGAGGCAUUGGAUGAAUUGCGUGCCAUUCUGAACUUGAGCUCACGGGAUCUAGGUUUCACAGGCACUUCAGAGGAUGUAAUCAAGUAUGCUGCGGAUCUCCUUGGACCAGGGCUGGUUACGAAGCAGCAACGCGGUAGCCAGCUGUUCAUACGUCCAAUUACGAUGGUACCGAAUGUGAUCGAAUUAGCAUAUUACUCGAACAGCCUGAUUCCGCACUUCGCUUUGGACUCGAUAAUGAUUAUUUGUGCAACCCUGCUGCUACGGGAAGCCCAACAGAAGUGCCAACAAUCGAAACAGUCCAUCGACAAUGUCAGUAUUGGUCGACAGAAGCUUUUCCGCACAUGCUUGGAGUUCUGCGACAUGCUAAUGUACGAGUUCAUCUUAUCUAAGCCUUGCCAAAAUCUCGAAACGUUAUUACAGGACUGUUUUGAUCAACUUUGUAUUCGGGGGCUGCUGGUGCAACCGGAGAUCGAGUAUACUGAAGAGCAACUGCACGCUCGCCGGAUAGCAGCCCGCAUCGAGUUAGAAGAUCUGGACGAUGGUGUCACUAGUGAGGAUGACUACUUCAGCGAAGGUGCCAGCGACCCCUUCCAGGAGGAAGACGAAACUAGAGUGUAUCUGCCAGCCGAGAAGCACUGUGAGCGUAUUGUACUGCAGUCAGUGCUGGCACCCUUCACUAGUACCUAUGCCGCCGUGGCAUCCUGCUUGCAGAGUCUAGUCGGAGCUAAUGCAGUGAUUGAGGGAAAUUUCAUCAAACAAUGCAUACAGAUGAUUACCGAUCGUGUUGAUCGCGGCGAGUGCAAGUAUGGUGAAAGCAUAUCCACGGAUUCUGUGCGGAACUGUUUAAAAGUGCUCGAGAAACGAUCCUACAUCGAAAUCAGUAACAACAAAGGAUCCCGAAUUGUGUCACUAGCGCCACAGUACGACUCCACGCUGGAAGUGCAGAGCAUUAUCCGGUCGGUUGAAAAGUUCGUCCCAAUCUAGUUGGGUCGGUUCGGUCGGCUAUCUAUUGAGGAACGUUGGAUGAGACAUAUUCCUAGAGACCGAGAGACUGCUGUAGUACGAACGAGACGAGGAAGUACCAGGGAUUUUCAGGUAAUUGUAGUUUGUGACAUACAGGCAUUUGUUCCUCCGCAGAGUUUGUAAAAAUUUUCAUAUCAGAAAGUAGCUGAAUUUUGGAAGCCCCAGUCGACGCUAAAAAAUUAGAUAUGUAACAUGUACAUUUUCAAGUUUUUUUUUUCAUUGAAUUGGAGACCUUUGUUCAGAGAAUAUUCUCCAUUCUAAAACAAGUGAGAAAACUAAAAGUUGUUCUCGUAGUUAUAAUGUGCAAACAAUAUUAGGUACAUAAAGAGAUAUAUCUGCAAUGAUUAA
Wyeomyia smithii (pitcher-plant mosquito) is the source of this 3566-nucleotide messenger RNA. It is a transcript of the gene mino, whose product is annotated as glycerol-3-phosphate acyltransferase 1, mitochondrial. The record is from RefSeq and is a predicted model, not a curated record. Lineage: Eukaryota; Metazoa; Arthropoda; Insecta; Diptera; Culicidae. Gene Ontology annotation, cellular component: mitochondrial membrane. The transcript is spliced from 9 exons. The coding region runs from base 519 to 3179 and encodes 886 amino acids.